GUCGUCGUUGUGUCAUCAUUGCUAUUUUAAUAACCCAAUCACUGUCACUCCCUUUUCUAACACUAAUAAACUCCAUCACUCUUCUUCUCAAUCUUACAGACGAACCUCUCUUCGUGCAAAUCGACGAUCCUUCUCUAUCUCUGCAACUAUGGCUUCAUCUACUAACAAGGUUUUAAUUCCCGUUGCGCAUGGUACGGAACCGUUUGAAGCGGUGGUGAUGAUCGAUGUUCUGCGUCGAGGCGGGGCGGAUGUGACGGUGGCGUCUGUCGAGAAUCAGGUCGGCGUUGAUGCAUGCCAUGGAAUCAAGAUGGUCGCCGAUACUCUUCUCUCUGAGAUUACUGACUCCGUUUUCGACCUUAUUAUGCUCCCUGGAGGACUUCCCGGCGGUGAGACUCUUAAGAACUGUAAACCUUUAGAGAAUAUGGUGAAGAAACAAGAUACUGAGGGACGACUUAACGCUGCUGUCUGUUGUGCGCCGGCAUUAGCGCUUGGUACUUGGGGUCUGCUAGAGGGUAAAAAAGCAACAUGUUACCCGGUUUUUAUGGAGAAACUGGCAACUUGUGCAACAGCUGUUGAGUCAAGAGUUGAAAUAGAUGGGAAGAUAGUGACCAGUAGAGGGCCUGGAACCACCAUGGAGUUCUCUGUCACGCUUGUGGAUCAACUUCUUGGGAAAGAGAAAGCUGUUGAAGUCUCAGGCCCCUUAGUGAUGCGUCCCAACCCUGGUGAUGAGUAUACAAUUACUGAGCUUAACCAAGUCAGCUGGUCGUCCAACGGUACCCCAAAGAUUCUUGUACCCAUUGCCAAUGGCUCGGAGGAGAUGGAAGCUGUUGCUAUCAUUGAUGUCCUGAGGCGGGCAAAAGCAGAUGUCGUUGUUGCUGCGCUUGGCAACAGUUUGGAAGUUGUCGCAUCUCGUAAAGUCAAGCUAGUGGCAGAUGUGCUUCUCGAUGAGGCUGAAAAGAAUUCAUACGAUCUGAUUGUGUUGCCUGGUGGUCUCGGUGGUGCUGAAGCAUUUGCAAGUUCAGAGAAGCUAGUAAGUAUGUUGAAGAAGCAGGCAGAAUCAAACAAACCGUAUGGAGCAAUUUGUGCCUCUCCUGCUCUGGUUUUUGAGCCGCAUGGUUUACUCAAGGGUAAGAAGGCAACAGCGUUCCCAGCAAUGUGCAGCAAACUGACGGACCAGAGUCACAUCGAGCAUAGAGUUUUGGUUGACGGCAAUCUCAUAACGAGCAGGGGUCCAGGAACCUCAUUGGAGUUUGCACUCGCAAUUGUAGAAAAGUUUUACGGGCGCGAGAAAGGACUUCAGCUUGCAAAGGCAACACUUGUGUAAACUCUUGCGUAUCUUAGGUAAGAGUGACCUUAAUAAGAAAGAAGGCUUUAGUAUCAAAAUAUCAAUGAGUGAACCUUUGUUGUGGUGAGCUUUGUACGAGUAUGAUGCUUAAUAAUGUCUUAUAAAUAAAUGAGGUUACUCUGUGUUCA
Capsella rubella is the source of this 1473-nucleotide messenger RNA. RefSeq names its product protein DJ-1 homolog B. Gene Ontology annotation, biological process: protein deglycation, glyoxal removal; guanine deglycation, glyoxal removal. The transcript is spliced from 8 exons. NCBI's taxonomy places the organism in Eukaryota, Viridiplantae, Streptophyta, Magnoliopsida, Brassicales, Brassicaceae. Gene Ontology annotation, molecular function: protein deglycase activity. Gene Ontology annotation, cellular component: nucleus; cytosol. The record is from RefSeq and is a predicted model, not a curated record. The coding region runs from base 149 to 1324 and encodes 391 amino acids.